CACGUCGCACACCGGCCCUUCCAAAACCCCUCCACGCUCUUCCCAAGGCCGAACAAACAACAAAUUACAGAUAGCAUUUCCUCGAACACAUCGCCUCCCUCCCCUCUUCCGCCACCAUGGCCACCGCCGCAUCCCUCUCCGCCCUCUCCUCGGCCGCCGCCGCGGGCAAGCGGUUCGUCCUCUCCUCCCCGUCGCUCUCCUUCGCCUCCCGCCGCCUCGCCGCUCCCGCCCACCUCCGCGCCGCCUUCGGUCCAGGAGCUAGGAGGGUGGCUGCCGCCGCGGCUACGGCAUCCCCCGUCGUGGCCACCAUCGCGGUCGGCGACAAGCUCCCCGACGCCACGCUCUCCUAUUUCGACCCGGCCGACGGGGAGCUGAAGACGGUGACGGUGGGCGAGCUGACGGCGGGGAAGAAGGCCGUGCUCUUCGCCGUCCCGGGCGCCUUCACGCCCACGUGCUCCCAGAAGCACCUGCCGGGGUUCGUGGCGGCCGCGGGGGAUCUCCGCGCCAAGGGGGUCGACACCGUGGCGUGCGUGUCCGUGAACGACGCCUUCGUGAUGAAGGCGUGGAAGGAGAGCCUGGGCCUCGGCGACGACGCCGGUGUGAUGAUGCUGUCGGACGGCAACCUGGAGCUCACCCGCGCGCUCGGCGUCGAGAUGGACCUCUCCGACAAGCCCAUGGGCCUCGGCGUGCGGUCCCGCCGCUACGCGCUGCUCGCCGACGACGGCGUCGUCAAGGUGCUCAACCUCGAGGAGGGCGGCGCCUUCACCACCAGCAGCGCCGAGGAGAUGCUCAAGGUGCUCUGAGCCGCUCCUUCUGCCCGCUGAUGCUCCUAUGCGUGUCUUUUCUACUACCAGUAUCUUAGUAUCUAGUAGUGGUGAAUAAUCCGGCGAAAUGUGGGUCGUGUGUCCCUCGGUGCGGCGUCGUCGUGGAGAGGAAUUUUUGUUUAAACGUUGCGUGCUGUCGAGGUGCUCGAUGAAAUGACUUCAAUUUUUGGUAGCGUCGUCCUGUUGACAUUACCACUGCAAAAACCCUGGGAAAAUACUGAAAUGUUUAACUAGCCUUGCAUACAAAAA
Messenger RNA from Brachypodium distachyon (stiff brome), 1073 nucleotides. Its product is annotated as peroxiredoxin-2E-2, chloroplastic. The transcript has a single exon. Gene Ontology annotation, biological process: hydrogen peroxide catabolic process; cellular response to oxidative stress; cell redox homeostasis. Bases 117 to 803 code for a protein of 228 amino acids. Gene Ontology annotation, molecular function: thioredoxin peroxidase activity. Lineage: Eukaryota; Viridiplantae; Streptophyta; Magnoliopsida; Poales; Poaceae. The record is from RefSeq and is a predicted model, not a curated record. Gene Ontology annotation, cellular component: cytoplasm.